GUUUGGGUACUUUUUACUUAGUUAAACUUUUUAAAUACAUUAGUAUUGGGUAAUUUUGUUUUAAAUAAAUCCACUCCUUAUAGGCAAUGAAUACUACUAGAAAAAGAUUUUUCAUACUAACAGGCGACCCAGGUGUAGGAAAGACUACAUUAACGAAGAAACUUGCAUCCAGCAUCAUUGAGAAGGGUGUGAAAGCUUCAGGAUUCUACACUGAAGAGGUUAGAAGGAACGGAGUGCGGGAUGGCUUCGAUGUGGUCUCCUUGGACGGACAGAGAGGCCGACUGGCACGAGACCAGAGCAUCCUGGGAUGCCCUGUUAAAUAUAAAGUUGGAAAGUAUGGAGUUUUAGUGGAGGAGUUUGAGAAAAUUGGUCUAGCGUCUUUAAAUCAGGCUGCCAACCAAAAUUCACUUCUUGUGAUAGAUGAGAUAGGAAAGAUGGAAUUUUUCAGUGAACCAUUCAAGAAGACAAUAAGAGAAGUGUUUAGUGGCACAUCAAACCAUGUGAUUCUAGCUUCUAUACCAGUUCGCAGAAGUGACAACUUAAUUGAGGGAAUCAGGAAUCAUAGCUUAGCCAAAGUUUGGUUGGUCACAAGAGAAAAUAGAAACCAACUGCACGAUGAAAUAAUGAAAGAAAUAACUUCCCUUUUAGCAUUAUAAGUUAAAUUAAUUUAUAACUAUUUAUCUCUACACCAAAUAAGCAGCGCCAAUAAAUACAAAUA
Messenger RNA from Plutella xylostella (diamondback moth), 718 nucleotides. The record is from RefSeq and is a predicted model, not a curated record. NCBI's taxonomy places the organism in Eukaryota, Metazoa, Arthropoda, Insecta, Lepidoptera, Plutellidae.